Molecule: messenger RNA, 548 nt
Organism: Paralichthys olivaceus (Japanese flounder)
Lineage: Eukaryota; Metazoa; Chordata; Actinopteri; Pleuronectiformes; Paralichthyidae
Source: RefSeq, a predicted model, not a curated record
AGAACCUCUCAUUAAAACCAGUACAACACUGGUUUGAGUGCAAUUUCUGCUGGAUCACUCAUUCACCAACACCAUGGUGGAUGCUCUGUUCUCCCCCUCACCUCCCCCAUCCUCACCUGACGCUGAAGCUACACAUCAGUGGAAGUGACUGUUUCAUCUGGAGUGUUGACAACCUGUCACAGGGGGAGCAAGCCCUCUGUCUGGACACAAGGAAGAAAGUGUGUUGUUUUGUGGUUCACAAACGCUGCCAUGAGUUUGUCACCUUCUCCUGUCCCGGAGCCGACAAGGGCCCUGACACAGACGACCCCAGAAGCAAGCACAAGUUCAAGAUCCACUCGUACGGCAGUCCCACCUUCUGCGACCACUGUGGUUCACUGCUAUACGGCCUCAUCCACCAAGGGAUGAAAUGUGACACCUGCGACAUGAACGUUCACAAGCAGUGUGUGGUCAACGUGCCGAGCUUGUGUGGGAUGGACCACACAGAGAGACGGGGUCGUCUCUUCCUCAAGAUCGAGGUCAGCGGGGACAGGCUACACGUCACAGUUUAG